Podarcis raffonei (Aeolian wall lizard) is the source of this 5815-nucleotide messenger RNA. It is a transcript of the gene PTPRO, whose product is annotated as protein tyrosine phosphatase receptor type O. Gene Ontology annotation, biological process: peptidyl-tyrosine dephosphorylation involved in inactivation of protein kinase activity; axon guidance; regulation of glomerular filtration. Gene Ontology annotation, molecular function: Wnt-protein binding; cadherin binding; protein tyrosine phosphatase activity. The record is from RefSeq and is a predicted model, not a curated record. Gene Ontology annotation, cellular component: glutamatergic synapse; GABA-ergic synapse; plasma membrane. The transcript is spliced from 27 exons. Lineage: Eukaryota; Metazoa; Chordata; Lepidosauria; Squamata; Lacertidae. The coding region runs from base 603 to 4283 and encodes 1226 amino acids.
GUAGAGGGCGUCUCCUCGUCGCUUUCGGCGGCGUGCUUGGCAUGAAGGCGCUCCAUUCAUUCCGAGACAGCCAGCGCGGGCGGCAGCGGCGGAGGGGAAAGGCGCGCCUCGCCGGUGGCCGCGAGAAGGAGGCAGCUAGCAGCUGGCCAGCGCCAAUCGUCGGUCCCCGGACAGCUCCCUGGCCAUUUAAGCCGUCGGAGCUGCGAUUGAAGGAGGAAAGGAAGAAAGGGGAGGGGGAAGGAGACCCCGGACUUCUCCAGCCAUAAAGGAAGAGGAGGAGCGAGGAGGGGGGAGCAGCGAGGAGGGUGGGGGGAAAGAGGAGAUGGGUCUCCUCUAGCGAGACGGGAAGGCUGCGCUGCGGAUCUGACGGUGCCGCAGCUCCGAGAAGGCUCGCCAUUGUUACCCCAGUUUGGAGAGCCGAGCCCACUGGCGCGCGCACAUACACACACACACCUUCCGGCUGCCUCUGUGUGUCUCUCUCUGCAGGCGCUUCGUCUCUUUCCUGGGCUCUCCCGGGGCUCUGGCUGCUGCCGGAGCUCCACAUCCAGGCGGCGUGGCGGCUCUGCUUCGGGGUCCUUCUCCCCCCGCGCCUCUCCUUUCCAAUGGUCAGGGGUCCUCUCGCCCAGGGACCGAGCAGCAGCGGCGCCCCGAUGAGCUGCCUCUCCCGGCUGUGGCUCUUUGUUUUGCUCCUCAAGAAUGCGGCGCCUUUCCACGUGGCAGUGCGAGACGACAACUGCAUCGCCGUCUCCCUCGAAGCAGCGGACGUGGUGAGCUCGUCCUCGGUGUAUGUUGUCAAAAUCACCGGCGAAUCUAAGAACUAUUUUUUCCAGUUUGACGAAUUCAACAGCACUUUACCUGCUCCUGUGGUUUUCAAUGCCUCGUACCAUGGCCUUUAUUACAUAGUGACUCUGGUCGUGGUGAGCGCAAACAUGGUUUCCAAGCCAGCAAGAUCCAUCACGGUGUUAACCAAACCUCUACCUGUAACCAGCGUUUCCAUCUACGACUAUAAACCAUCACCAGAAACCGGGGUGCUGUUUGAGAUCCAGUAUCCAGAGAAGUACAAUGUUUUCACCCGUGUGAAUAUAAGCUACUGGGAAGGGAAAGACUAUCGGACCAUGUUAUAUAAAGAUUUCUUUAAAGGCAAAACUGUUUUCAACCACUGGCUGCCGGGAAUAUGUUACAGCAACAUCACGUUUCAGCUGGUGUCUGAAGCGACGUUCAGCAAAAGCACCCUGGUGGAAUACAGCGGGGUGAAACACGAAGCAAAGCAACACCGAACAGUUCCCUACCCACCUCGAAACAUUUCUGUGCGUAUCUUGCAUAUGAACUUCAAUGAGAACUGGGAGGAGCAGAGUGGAAGUUUCCCCGAAGAGCCAUUCUUGGGGACGCAGAAGACAAUGCGACAGGACAAAGCCACCCAGAUUCUGGAUGACCUCCCUGAGCUCCCAACUGUGAACACUUCCUAUACGUGGCCCGAUUACCGCUACAAUAGCAGCGACUAUGAAACCACGUCUCAGCCUGACUGGUGGAUUAACGAGCCCGACUCCCCGGAGAAUGAAGACGAGUUUGUCAACGCGAUCCCAAGAGAUUAUGAGAGCGUCAACCCCACUGAGGAGUUUGGAAGCCCUACACCGGAGCCUUCCUCGUUCCUCCCAGUGAAAAUGGUGCUGAGUUGGCUGCCUCCCAAACCGCCCACAGCGUUUGAUGGCUUCCACAUUAACAUUGAGAGAGAAGAGAACUUCACAGAAUUCCUGACUGUUGGCGAGGACAUUCACGAAUUUGCCACGGAUCUGAAAGAACCAGGAAAAUACACAAUAUCUGUUACAACAUUCAGCUCUUCUGGUUCAUGUGAAGUUCGGGAAAGCCAAUCUGCCAAAACACUCAGUUUUUAUAUUAGUCCCACAGGGGAACUGAUAGAAGAGCUCACUGAGAAACCUCAGAACGUCAGAGCGAUGGUGCUGACCUCUACCACGGCCUCGUUGUCCUGGACCACUUCACAGGAGACCACCAGCACUAGCACCAUCAUAUCUGUCGUGUCCUUGACAUGCCAGAAACAGAAGGAAAGUCAAAGGCUUGAAAAGCAUUAUUGCUCAGAGGUGAAUACAAGCAGCAGCUUUAUCGAAAACCUGGUUCCUGGCGCUCAGUACCAAGUUGUGAUUUACUUACAGAAGGGACCGCUGGUUGGGCCUCCUUCCGAUCCUGUGACAUUUGCCAUUGUGCCAACUGGGAUAAGGGAUUUAACACUUUACCCUUUGGGCCCUACUGCUGUGGUCCUCAGCUGGAACAGGCCUCUUCUGGGUGUUUUCCGGAAAUACAUUGUAGAAAUGUUUUAUUUCAACCCAUCAACAAUGACUUCAGAGUGGACAACGUACUACGAAAUAGCAGCAACCGUCUCCUUAACGUCAUCAGUGAGAAUAGGAAACCUUCUGCCUGCCUGGUAUUACAACUUUCGGGUCACCAUGGUGACAUGGGGAGUCCCAGAACUGAGCUGUUGUGACAGUUCCACCAUCAGCUUCAUAACAGCUCCAGUAUCUCCUGAAAUCACUUCAGUUGAAUAUUUCAAUAACCUUCUCUAUGUCAGCUGGAUCUAUGGGGAUGACAACACAGACCUUUCCCAUUCUCGAAUGUUGCACUGGAUGGUCAUUGCAGAAGGAAAGAAAAAGAUAAAAAAGAGUGUGACGCGAAACGUCAUGAGCGCCGUGCUCAACCUGCCACCCGGGGACAUCUACAAUCUCUCGGUCACUGCCUGCACCGAAACAGGAAGCAACAUGUCUGCGCUUCAGCUUGUGAAAGUUGACCCAGCUCCUCCGAGGUCACUUUUCGCUGUGAAUAAGACCCAGACAUCUGUGACUCUCCUGUGGGUGGAAGAGGGAGUCGCUGAUUUCUUUGAAGUCUUCUGCCAGCAGGCUGGUUUGAGCCAAGACACAAAGAUCCAGGAGCCUGUUACGGUCUCUUCGCACGUCGUGACCAUCUCCAGCCUCCUGCCUGCCACGUCCUACAACUGCAGUGUGACCACCUUCAGCCACAACAGCCCCAGCAUCCCCACUUUCAUUGCUGUCUCCACAAUGGUUACGGAGAUGAAUCCCAACGUGGUGGUCAUCUCUGUCCUAGCCAUCCUGAGCAUCCUUUUGAUAGGCCUGCUGCUGGUCACUCUUGUGGUCCUUCGGAGAAAACACCUGCAAAUGGCCAGGGAAUGUGGAGCUGGAACCUUUGUGAACUUCGCUUCAUUGGAGAGAGAUGGAAAACUGCCAUAUAACUGGCGUAGGAGUGUCUUUGCUUUCCUAACUCUGUUGCCUUCCUGCCUAUGGACUGAUUAUCUCUUGGCGUUUUAUAUUAACCCUUGGAGUAAAAACGGACUGAAGAAGAGGAAACUGACCAAUCCCGUCCAGCUGGAUGAUUUUGACAGCUACAUCAAAGAUAUGGCGAAAGAUUCCGAUUACAAAUUCUCUCUGCAGUUUGAGGAACUGAAGCUGAUUGGGCUGGAUAUCCCACACUUUGCAGCUGACCUCCCCAUGAACCGCAGUAAAAAUCGCUACACGAAUAUCCUCCCUUAUGAUUUCAGCCGAGUUCGAUUGGUCUCAAUGAAUGAAGAAGAAGGUUCAGAUUACAUCAAUGCCAACUAUAUCCCUGGUUACAAUUCUCCCCAAGAGUACAUCGCCACCCAGGGGCCACUGCCAGAGACGAGGAACGACUUCUGGAAGAUGGUUCUCCAGCAGAAGUCGCAAAUCAUCGUCAUGCUCACACAAUGCAAUGAGAAAAGAAGGGUGAAAUGUGAUCACUAUUGGCCUUUCACGGAAGAGUUGGUUCCUUAUGGGGACAUCACAGUGGAGAUGCUGUCUGAAGAAGAGCAAUCGGAUUGGGUCUUUAGGAAUUUCAGAAUCAACUAUGCCGAUGAGGUGCAGGAUGUGAUGCAUUUUAAUUACACGGCUUGGCCUGACCACGGAGUCCCUCCCACAAACGCAGCAGAAAGCAUCUUGCAGUUUGUACAGAUGGUCAGGCAGCAGGCAGCAAAGAGCAAAGGCCCCAUGAUCAUACAUUGCAGUGCCGGCGUGGGUCGGACGGGGACUUUUAUAGCAUUGGACCGACUCUUACAGCACAUUCGGGACCACGAGUUUGUAGAUAUAUUGGGGCUGGUGUCUGACAUGCGGUCCUAUCGGAUGUCCAUGGUACAGACAGAGGAACAAUACAUUUUUAUUCACCAGUGUGUGCAAUUAAUGUGGCUAAAGAAAAAGAAGCAGUUCUGCAUCAGCGACGUUAUAUAUGAGAAUGUCAGCAAGUCAUAAUUCCAGGCCAGGCGGUUAGAACAUGAAAGACAUCCAUCUUCCCUUGCUUCAGAUUUUAAUUCUCUCUGGGGGUUUUUGUUUUGUUUACUGUUUUAUUGAUUUGCCAUGGACAACAGUACCCAUGGACAAGUGAAAAAAAAGAAAGACAAGAUUUCACAUCCAGGAGCUCUGGGGAGACAUAGCCUUAAGGAACCUGCAGUGUCUUGUAAUGGACUAUUUUGUUUCUGUACCUUUUUUUUAGACGUUUAUAACACUGGACCAAAUCCAACUCCGUGCUUCAGAAAGGUUUUCUGUCUUUCUCUUCUUACAAACCCUCUCUUUAUUUAUUUUGUAAACACGCAGGUUGGGCUUGAAGGUUAAGGAAAGUGCAAUAUUCAAGGCUCAAUCCACACGACAGUGAGCUUUCAAAGUGUGACUCUGGCGAGGUCUGUCAAAGGCAGGGCUAGGGUAUUGGAUGAUACCUCAUUAGCAUGGAGCAAGGGACAGGAAGACUGUGAAUCUCGGGGGAAGAAGAUCUUGGGAUACUACUGUCUACGCUCAAGAGGAACCUCCAAGUUGAGCCGUCCUCAUAAAACAAACUGGCUCAAAGCUAGGUGGGAAGAAAACAGAGGAGGUGAGAAAACUUCACUUCACAGCCAACGUUUUAAAGAAUGACUGAGACGACAGAACAAAGAUCAAUGGUGAAAUUUCACAGCGCUUUGAGACGCUCAGGAGAUCAGUGCAUCUCAGCAGAAAUGUCUUCUAGCCUGCUCAACCAGCCUGUGUUAUGGAUAGAGGGGAAAUGAAUCCUGUGCGCCUGGAUCCGGGGUGGAACUGUGAAUGGACACAAAACAACCACUUUGGGUGACGAGUCUGGUCCAAAUGUCAUCACUAUCCCCAUUGAGUAGGAGCCUUUGCUGCCUCUUCCUUCUCCAUUGGCUUGGUUUUGUUUUCUGUGUAGUCGCCCUGUGUAAAAAAAACCAACGAAACAAAAACAACACAAAACUAGGAAGUUUGUCGAUGUUGUGGGAAGGGAAGUAAAGUGCAGUGGUAAACACACGUCGGUGGUGUCCAAUGGCCUGAGAAAGGUGCAGAAGUGAGGAUUUAUCUUAGCAUGCUAGGCGCAUUGAAAUGACUGCUUUGCUCCUCAUUGCUGCCCAUGUAUGCCGCUCAUCAGUUCCCUGCAAGCCAUUUAUUCUGGAAUCAGUAGUGCAACUUUUGGCAACCUGGUGUUUUGGACUACGUUUCCCAUCAGCCCCAAGGCGCUGGGCUGGCUGAGACUGAUGGAGGACAUAGUGCAAAACACUCGGAGAGCAACCAAGUGAGUUAGGAUAACACAGCACUUCUUUUCUUUGGGUUAUUGUACUGAUUAGAUGAGUCAUACGUUGUGACAGGAAUGCUGUCUGGUUGGGCAUUGCUGGCAUUUUCUCAUUUGUGCCCCUUUUUAUUUGACUUCUGUUUGACGGAAAGCUUCUGAAGGGAUUGGCUCUGGAACUACUGGAAGCAAAAUAUAAUACCCAGGAGGUGGGCUGAGUUGAAAGAAAGAACUAAAA